GAAAGAGAGAGAGAGCGAGCGAGCGAGCGAGCGAUGGCGACGACGACGACUGCCGAUUCCUCGAGGGUCGAUCGUGAGAAGGACUGGGACUUCCAUCUCCGAUCGCUCUCCUCCAACGCCAGAGAUUCAUCCUCCGCCAGCGACCCGGCGUCCGACCCCUACAUCCUCCAAUCCGUCAAGAAGAUCUACGAUAUCGCCAGAGAAGGGGGAUCGGAGGAGCUGGUGGCGCGGGCGUACCCACAAAUCAACAAGCUCUUCCAACGAUGCGUUUCGGCUCUGCCGCAGUCACAGACAUCCAAUGGGGUUCUUUUGCUGACCAUUCUUCAAUUUUUUCUUGAUUUUGGAGAAGUGGUUUUACAUGAUGCUGAUCCUAGUCUAAAGGCCUUCUUCCGCUCAUGCUUAAGUAGGGAGUUUGCUGAUCCUGUCAUUGCAAAAGCUACCCUGGAUUUUCUCAAUCUGAACAAAGCAAAGCUCCUGAGUUCUUUUCCAACCCUACUUCCGCAGUUCUUUCCUUUAUUGUUAAAGUUGAUUGCAUGGAAUGGUGAGAGAUUGGAAAAAUUAUUUAUGAUGCUUUUUCCAGCAAUGAUGUCAAUUGGAUCGUUUCUUCCACUUUUCCAUUCACUUAUGGAUUUGCCAAUACUAGUGGCAUCUUUGGAAAAAGUGGAAAAGAGUUCUGGGUCUCUGAUAGGCAGCAGCAUAGCUUCAAUACAGAAGAGUGCAGCACCUGAGAUGCUACUUGCACUGAUGGAUGAAGCUUAUACUGGAUCUGCCAUAGAAGAUCGAGGUGGGGACUCUGGAUCUGAUGAUAAUAACGACAUUGAUGUUUCUGAUCCGGUGUUCCUUGACAUUCUUAAGGAUGAAAAUGAUGGGAUCACUGAACGCCCCUGGACAUCUCCUGCUAUGACAGCAAUGUUACAGGCUGCUAUAAAUAAUACACAAUCUGAAAGGCUAAAACAAGUGCUUCAUAUGACACCUCAGUUCUUAGCUCUGUAUUUUUCAAUCGCUUUGCGUGAUGUUAAUGAUUCAUUGCUGUGUGCAUUAAUUCCACUGGUUAUGUCGAGGUAUGCUACAACAUUCCCUGACAAGGUUUUCUCUCAUGAGGUUCAGAAGAGGCUCUCAGAUUUCAUGCUAGCUGCAUUUCAACAAUGUCCUAAAUUUAUUGCACUUCUGAAGAAGCCUAUCACUGACAGACUAGGAGAAGCUUAUGACAAUCCUGCGAAGACAGAGUUGGCAUUGCAUUUAUGUUGGGCUAUCGGGGAGCACGGAGCUGGAGGAGUAGCUUACAAAGAUGUGGCUCGAGAACUUUUUGAAAACUUAGAAUUGCUUUUAUAUGAGAAUCUUUUAUCUAGUCGUUUGGGCUUGAGCCAGGAAUCAGAUAUAGAGCCAAACAAUGUGGCUUUUAGAAAAUCUUCUCAAGCUAGGCUUCUCUGCUUUGUGGUGACAGCCAUUGCAAAGUUAGCAACGUGCCAUAAUGAGUUACUUCCAAGGGCUCGAGUAUCUUUAGCUAAGGUAGCACGCUCUCGAAAUAUAGACAGGAGGGUUUGGAGACGUGCUUGUGACUAUCUGGGGUUGAUGAGUGAACCAGCAAUAUGUUUGUCUAUCUUGGGCCCUUCAACAGAGAAGCCCAAAGUUCCUGGCAUUAUCAAUUGGAGUGAGGGAGGAUCCAAGAUGAUUGCUCAUGUUCCAUUUUACAUUCUUAGCGAACAAGAGGGUCCGCCAUUUCAUGAUUUUUCUUUCUCUGAUAUCAUCCCAGAAAAAUGAGAGAUGCUGUACACAGAAGAGAUCAGAUUUGCAGGAUUUUAAUCGGAAAGGCGUGUGUGCGAGUGUUUUUUAGAGGGAGCACCAUCCAAGCUACAGUUGCCCCCAUCACUCGAGUUAAAAGCUGGUGCAGUCUGAUGCUGCAUACAAAUGAUUGAAGCUAUAGUUGCCCCAUCACUCGGGUUAGAGAUGGUGCAGUCUGUAGCUGCGUACAAAUGAUACAUGUUCCAGCAAAUGUAUUUGUGAGAAGUGAUACAAAUUGCAAUGUAAUGUAAUGUAUUCUUCCAACACAAAUUGCAAGGGUAGAAGCACCUCUAUAUAUUCUCCAUUCCAAUUUA
Molecule: messenger RNA, 2096 nt
Organism: Musa acuminata subsp. malaccensis (wild Malaysian banana)
Lineage: Eukaryota; Viridiplantae; Streptophyta; Magnoliopsida; Zingiberales; Musaceae
Cellular component (GO): AP-5 adaptor complex
Source: RefSeq, a predicted model, not a curated record